AUGCUCACGGUGACGACUGAAUAUAUGUCCACUGAAGAUAAUGGAUCGGAUUACGCAUCGGGAAGAAGUGGAACUUCAUGUAAUUUUGAUGCAGAGGAGCUCAGCAAGACACUUCUACCAAUCAUCUAUUCAAUUGUUUUCAUCCUGGCUUUCAUAGGCAAUGCAUUAGUUAUACUGAUAUUAGUCAAGUACAAGAGAUACAAAGAAGUGACCAAUUUUUACCUUUUAAAUCUGGCCAUUGCCGAUCUAAUCUUUGCAGCGACAAUGCCGUUCUGGGCUCAUGAAUCGGCCAAUGGCACGUGGAUUUUUGGUAACAUCAUGUGCAAACUCGUCACCGCUUUUUACAGUGUUAAUUUUUACAGCGGGAUUUUUCUCCUGGUGUGCAUGAGCAUUGACCGUUUUAAUGCCGUGGUCCUUGCCACAAAGUUCAACAAAAUAAGGAGGCUGCAGAAUGUGAAAUAUAUAUGUGCAUUUGUGUGGGGAUUUGCAUCUUCCCUGAGCAUUUUUGAUAUCGUUUUAUGUCAAGCCCAAUCCUUUGAUGAUGGUAUUACAAUAACUUGCGGACACAACAUUGACAGCAACAUUCUUGACUGGAAAUUGGGACUGGCAAUUGUUCAAAACAUCUUUGGUUUCUUGAUACCAUUUAUAAUCAUGCUCUCGUGCUAUUCCAGCAUAACAAUUACCCUCAUGCAUACCAAAAACUACAAAAAGUUAAAGGCAUUUUACGUAAUUCUGGCGGUGGUGUUGGCUUUCUUCUUCUGCUGGCUGCCCUUCAAUGUCAUCAUGUUUAUAGAGGCGUACCUGGGAUACAAUGAUGCGAUGACAUGCGAGGCUCAAACAAGCUUAAUGUAUGCCAAGCAAGCUGCAGAGGGCAUUGCCUUCAGCCACUGCUGCCUCAACCCAUUUCUCUAUGCAUUCAUCGGCAUCAAGUUCAAAAUGAUUUCAUGCGGCUGCUCAGCGAAGUCAGAUUGA
This is a messenger RNA of Callorhinchus milii (elephant shark), 972 nucleotides long. RefSeq names its product C-X-C chemokine receptor type 2-like. Gene Ontology annotation, biological process: chemotaxis; G protein-coupled receptor signaling pathway; immune response. The transcript has a single exon. The record is from RefSeq and is a predicted model, not a curated record. Lineage: Eukaryota; Metazoa; Chordata; Chondrichthyes; Chimaeriformes; Callorhinchidae. Gene Ontology annotation, molecular function: chemokine receptor activity. The coding region runs from base 1 to 972 and encodes 323 amino acids. Gene Ontology annotation, cellular component: membrane.